Messenger RNA from Acanthosepion pharaonis, 1293 nucleotides. The record is from the annotation of a GenBank genome assembly. NCBI's taxonomy places the organism in Eukaryota, Metazoa, Mollusca, Cephalopoda, Sepiida, Sepiidae.
AUGUCCCUUAUUUUUCUAUGCUUUUCAUUGUCUACACUUUAUUCAUCUUUUGAUAUAUUCUCCUCCCUCUCUCCUCCAUUCAUCCUUUUUCGCGCUUUGUUUUUCUCUCUUUAUUCAUUACCCUCUUUCUUUCAUUCUUUCUUUCUUUCUUUUCUAACCAAUAAUCCUUCUUUAAUUGCUUUUUCCUUUUAUUUUCUUCUUUUCAUUUUUCUUCCAUUACUUUUCGUUUUUCUUAAUCUCCUUUUGAACCAUAAUUCUUCUUCUAUUACCACAUUUUUCUUUCUUUCUUUUCUAACCAAUAAUCCUUUUUAUUUGCUUUUUUCUUUUUUUUCUUUUCCAUUUUUUUUUUUUCAUUUUUCCCCUUCUUCCAUCUUUUCUUUUCCAUUUUUCUCCUUUUUCCAUCUUCUUUUCGUUUUCAUUUUUUUUCAUUUUUCCCCUUCUUCCAUUUUUUCUUUUCCAUUUUUCUCCUUUUUCCAUCUUCUUUUCGUUUUCAUUUUUUUAUCUUACGUUCCCUUUCGUUUUUUUUACUCUCCCUCACAUACAACAUUCGGCUCGUGUUCACACAACAUUCUUUCUUUAUUUCUUUCUGUUCUAACCUUUUUUACUUGCUUUUUUUCUUUUAUUUUCCAUUUUUCUUCAUCUUUUAUUUUCUUACUUUUUUUUCCAUUUAUCUUUCUUUCGUUCCUUUUCGUCUUUUUUAAUUCCCCCUUCCAUACAACAUUCAAACAACUUUCAUUUUUACUUCUUUCUAUUUUAAACAGUAAUCUUUUUUACUUGUUUUUUUUCUUUUAUUUUAUUUUCCAUUUUUCUUCAACGUUUAUUUCCUUUCUUCUAUCUUUUCUUUUCUAUUUUGCUUCCUUUCGUUUCUUUUCGUAUUUUGUUCUCCCUUCCAUACAACAUUCCACUCCGAUUCACACAACUUUCUUUUUUUUAUUUCUUUCUAUUCCUACCAAUAAUCCUUUUUUACUUGAUUUCUUUUCUAUUUUUCUUCCAGUUUUUUUUUCUUUUUUUCUUCUUUUAUUUUAUUUUCCAUUUGUUCCUUAUCCUUUCUUUCUUUCAACAAGUUACCUUUCGUUAUUUCACCUCUUUUUCUCCCCAAUUUUCUCCCCACGUCUCCCCCCCCGACUUUUCUUCCACAAACAUAACAUCUUCCCACCCAUACGGAAUUCGGCGCUUAUCUCCUCGCAAUUUCUGUUCUUCGAUUUCUCCACAUUUCCACCGGCUGCCAUCAUCGCUCAAAGACGUCGGCGUAUGUCAUGUAACGUUUCCGUGUUUGGAGCAAGAUGGAUUUAA